AUUGAUUAACAUAUAUUUAAAUUUAUUCAAAAAUAAAGUUAUUGUGAGAUAUAUUAGAACAAUUCAAAAUACAUACGUUACGAAAAUAUGAUAUAACUGAAAUUUUAUUAUUUUAAAGUAAAAAUAAAAGGAACCGUUAAUAGUGGCGCUAGUGUCGUUAUUUUAAAUAUUCUUUAAUAACGGAACUUUUUUGACGUAUAUGAAUACAUACAAAAGUAAUAAGAUUUUGUUUUUGCAAUCUAGUUACGGUUACUCAGCUUUUAAAUAAACACCAAAGGCACUAUUCAACAAUAGGAUCGUUCAAUAUACUAGAUAUACCUAUACAAAUAUAAAAUUUAAAGCAAAAAAAAAAAAACAACCAAUAAUAAAACUAAAUACACAUGUUAUUUAAUUUUAAAAUUUUUAAAUUUAAUACCAAAACAGUAUUUGUGAUAAAUUUAUUUUUUUUGACUGUAUUUUAUGAAAAUAUUUAAGUGUGUGUGUGUGAUAUUAUUAACUUUUUAAAAAUUGAUAAACAUCAUAAUUUUCCCUAUUAAAAAAUCCUAAUUUUAAUAAUAAAAUUUAAUAUGUGAGAAAAGUAAAUAAUUCUUGAAAUUUUUCUUUUGCUGAAAAAAAAAACACAAAUCAAACGAAAACUAAAAAAGUCUUACAAAAAAAAAGCAUUUUUUAACAAUGCUCUUAUCACUGUUAUCAGUGUUGUGGUUCCAUCACUUUUGAUUUCCUCUUUUUAUCAAGUUUGUUAUGUUAUUUGCUCUAAAUAUACUUCCGAAACAAAUUAGUAAAAAAGAGAAAAACUAAAAAUAUUAACAAGGAAAAAAGAGAAAGCUUAAAAACUUAAAGAAAAAUAAAUAUUACGUUUUAAUUUAAAUAAAAAACACUUAAGUAUAAAGUUAAUGUGUAACUUAUGUUAUUUAUGGUAGCAGAAAAACUUAACAUGUUUCUGAAAUGUGGAGGCAACAAAAAUUCCUUAAACGAUCUAUAGACGAAACUGAUCAGGGUCCAGACAGCUUUGAGCCGCCGGUUAAAUUACACAAUAAUGGAAAUGGUCCAAAUGAUCCAACUCAACAACAGCAACAACAGCAGCAACAGCAACAAAAUCCAAAUAAUCACGGUGGUAAUGCUGGUGGUCCAAAUGCAAAUCUUGGUGGAGCAAAUGCUAACGCUAAUUCUGAAAAUCUAACUAAAUUCUCAGUUGAAAUUGUUCAACAAUUAGAGUUCACAACAUCGGCAGCUAAUUCACAACCACAACAAAUUAGUACAAAUGUUACAGUCAAAGCAUUAACAAAUGCAUCUGUAAAGAGUGAGGGUGGUUCACAACAGUCUCAAGGCAAUCAGCAACAGCAACAAUCGCAAAACCCCAAUGAUAACAAUGUCAAUCAAAACAUGAACGGUGGUAUGCCACCGGUUAAUAAUCCAGGUGUUAAUAAUGUACCAGGUGGUGUUGUGGGAGGUAUGGGUGGUCCAAAUGUUGGAGGACAAAACGGCCCGGUAGGUGUUGGUCAAAAUACCGGGGGCAUAGGUUUAGGUCAAAAUAAAACACUUAAUAAUUUAGGAAACUUAGUUGAAUGUAAGCAAGAGCCAGACAAUGACUUUGCUGAUCUUGCGGCAUUAGAGAAGGAUGGAGGUGGUACCGGUAAUUUUCCCGGCUUUCCGGAUCUUAUGGGAGGUGAUUCAAAUGAAGAUAAUGAUACAUUCAAAGAUUUGAUAUCGGAUUUACAAGAUUUUAACCCAGCAUUCUUAGACGGUUUUGAAGAAAAACCACUUAUUGAUAUUAAAACUGAAGAUGGUCUUAAAAUUGAGCCCAAUGCACAGGAUCUGAUAAAUAGUUUGAAUGUUAAAAGUGAAAAUCCAAUAUUCAAUCCGUCAUUUGUCAAUGAAAGUCCUUUAAAUAAAAUGCGGAAUCAAUUUUCUUCAAAUGGACCACCUGCCAACACUGGAAAUGCAGGUAAUAACAAUUUACCUGAAUUACCAGCUGCUCAAACUUUAAAAAAUAUGGCUGAACAACAUCAGCACAAAAACACAAUGGGUGGAAUGAACUUUCCUCGACCACCUAUGCAACCACCCCAACAAAAUCAAAUGCACGGGGGCCCAGGUGGUAAUAGGUACAACGAUUUUGGUCCAUUCGGGAAUGAUUUCAUGCAAUCUGCUGGAAACGGUGGUCCAAACGGUGGAAUGGGCGGCCAAGGACAAGGUGGUAAUGGUAAUAACUCAAAUUCAGGUGGCGGUAUUCCAACACAGCAGCAGAUACCACCACAAUUUCAUAAGGGUGCUCAACAGUCAUUUGUUGAUAUGAAGCAAGAGCUUUUUUACUCCUCACAAAACGAAUUUGAUCUCAAACGUAUGCAACAACAACAACAAGUUGCAGCAACUGCCGCAGCGAUGCAACAACAUCAACAACAUCAACAUCCACAGCAACAUCAUCAUCAGCAGCAAACACAACAACAACAACAACCAACACAACAACAACAAGGUGUACCUCAACAAAAUCCUAAUGGUCCUAAUGUCCCUCUCGGCGUUGGACCGAUGGGUCCAAACGCUAUGCCAAAUGGCUCAAAAAUGGGUAUUCCGCCUACUGUUUUUCUUAGUAAGCAACAACAACAACAAGCGGCUGCAGCAGCAGCUGCCGCUGCAGCACAAAAUCAAAAUCCACAAUCACAAUUUCCGCCUUACGGAUCAUCAAUGUCACAAGGAAACAAUGGUGGACCAAAUAUGGGUGGUCCGCCUUUUAUGACUAGUCGAGGUGGUCCCGGUAUAAAUCCAGGUGGACUUGGACCUGGUAAUAUUAUGGGCGGUCCAAAUGGACCCCAAAUGUCACAAUCAGCACAAAAUGCAGCUAAUGCUCAAAGAGGUGGUGCUAAUGGGCCACAACAACAGCAACAACAAUCACAACAACAGCAGCAACAACAAACAAAUGCUGGAGCAAAUAUGGGUACUAAUGCGCAAAACAAUAAUCAAACUGGUAAUAGCGGUGGUAAUAAUGGUGGAACAGGUGCUAAUACUCAAACGACUACUCUCCAGAUGAAACAAACUCAACAAUUACAUAUUAGCCAGCAGAGUGGUGCACAUGGAAUUCAGGUUUCAGCUGGACAACACCUACAUCUUAGUAGUGAAAUGAAAAGCAAUGUAUCGGUAGCAGCGCAACAAGGGGUAUAUUUUAAUCAACAACAAGCAGCAGCAGCGGCAGCAGCAGCAGCAGCUGCAGCACAAAAUCAACAAUCUCAACAACAUUCACAACAAAAUAAUAAUAAUCAGCAUGGUAAUAAUCAACAAAAUCAACAAGCAAACCCUAACAAUUCACAAGGAAAUAAUAAUGAGUCCUCAUACUCAAUGACACAAUCACAGAAUAUUAACUUUACCCAGCAACAAGCUUUGAGGCAACAUCGACAACCACAAUCAUCAACAGCAAACAAUUUUGUUGGAAUGAAUAAUGUUGGUCCUACAAACACAAUGGGUAACAACUCUGGAGGUGUAAAUACGUCUUCUGUUGGCAAUAACGCUAUGCCUAAUAAUCCUACAUUAAACCCAAUGAAUCAAAGUUCUGGACCUAAUGGACCAAAUAGCAAUAAUUUAUCAAAUACUAGUGGAAAUCUCAUGGGAGGGCCACAAAAUGGUCCCAAUAGUGGCCCCAACACAAAUAAUGGCCCAAAUACUAAUAUGAAUCAAUCAUCUGGAGGCGGGUCUAGUUUAGGUGGCUUGAAUCAAAUGACGGGUCCAAACAAUUCCCUUGUUGCUAGUCCGAAUCCUUCCGCGAGCGCUGGUAUGGGUAAUGUGGCAGCUGGGGGUGGCAAUAGUGGCAAUAAUAACUCUAAUUCGGGUACUACGACAGCGAAUUCAGUAAUGGCAGCUGCUUUAACUCAAGGAAUGGGACAAAUGGGACCACAUGGCGGAAGUCCUAAUAUGAUGGCUGCAAUGGGCGGACCAAUGGGUCCUGGAGGAAAUGUGGGUGGUAGUCAACAUGGCCCUGGCGGUUUAAAUGGACUACCAAAUCAAAUGGUGCAAGGCGGCGGAUUAAACCAAAACAUGGCUAAUACAAACGGUCCUAAUUCAAUGAUGAUGGGCAGUGGUGGAGGUGGAGUUCCACCGAUGGGUAUGACACAAGCUAAAUUCUUACAGCAACAACAGAUGAUGCGAAUGCAGGCAAUGCAGCAGCAACAUAUGAGUAGCAAUCGGCCACCACCUCCAGAAUAUAAAGCAAGUCAAACGCAGUUGAUGCAAGCACAACUUAUGCAAGCGCAAGCAGCAGGAGGUAGAUUUCCAAAUGCAGCAGCACAAGCUGCGGCAAUGCGUCGUAUGGGUCACCAGCCUAUUCCUCCUUCAGGUCCAAUGAUGAGACCGCAGCACUCCAUGUACAUGCAACAUUCCGCAGGUCAUGUUGGUGGACCUCGUAGUGCCAUGGGUGGCGGUGGGCCUUAUGGUGGUCCCAUGGGAGGACCACAACGUCCUCCAAAUGUGCAAGUUAGUCCUGAAGGUAUGCCAAUAGGAUCCCAACAAGAAUGGCGUCAAAUGAUGAUACAACAACAGCAAAGUAUGUCAUUUUCUACUCAAAACUCCAGUAUGAGACAACAAGGCUUUAAUACUGGAAAUUUCAUGCCGAAUUCAAACGCCGGUGGACCUAACCCAAACAGUAUGGGAUUAGCGAACGGUAUGCAAUUAACACCAGCGCAACAACAAAUGUUACGGUCGCAACAAGCACAACAAUCACAAUUACAACAAAAUCAAUUGGCAGCACAGCAAAAUCAAUUAGCUGCGCAGCAAAAUCCUCUAGCUGCAAUGAACGCCCAGGGAAUGAUGAUUGGGCCUAAUGGUGGCAACUGCAUGGGUCCUAACGCACAGCAGCAACAACAGCAACAACAAUCCGUAAUGCAGCAAAUGUUGCAACAACAACAACAUCAUCAACAACAGAAUCAACAGCAACAAGGAAUGAUGCAACAGAUGCAGAUGGCAUCUUUGCAUAUGUCACAAACUCAACAAAUAGCAAUGCAACAACAAUUUGUUCAACAAACUUCCUCAACAACAACACAUCAACAACAUUCACAAAUGAUACAGAUGUCCAAUAGUGGUCCAAUCGGACCAGGUGGACCGAAUGUUUCGAAUAAUCCUAUGGCACAAAUGAUUGCUGCUACUGCUGGAGUUGGUAAUCAAGCAAAUAAUGGUCCAAAUGGUAAUAACGGAGGUAAUUCAAAUAGUGGUGGCAACAGCAAUUCAAAUAGUCUUGUAAACGCUGGUGGUAAUAAUAGUGCUGUUGGCUUAGGUGGUGUUGGACAUGGCGGUAUGAAUUCAAAUAACCCAAAUAAUAAUAAUGGUGGACCCAUGAAUAAUAAUAAUAUGUCAAUAACUGCCGCUACAGUUAGCAGUAGUAGUAGUUCGGUUACAUCAAUUAAUCAAACUAUUAAUUCUGUUGUAGCAAAUAGUUCUGAUUUUAGUUUAGAAUUUUUAGAAAAUCUUCCAGUAGGAGACGGUAGUAGUAUUUCGGCACAAGAUUUAUUAAAUUCACUUGAAAAUGAUAAUUUCAAUCUCCAAGAUAUUUUAAAUUAAUUGUAGAUCAAUGAAAGAAAAAUGGUAAUGAAAAAAACAUAUGUAUGUAUUUGUUUAAAUAUUAAAAAUGUUCUUAAUUUAUAUAAACAAUGUUUAUAAUAUUAAUAAAAAUAAUUAUAUUUUCUAACGAAUUGCAUUAAAAUUUGAAAUAUCCUAUGUAUUGGAAAUCAUAUCUUAACGUUAAAAAAAGUAUUGUGUACUAAAAAGUAAAAACACAUUAAAAAACUACCAGUAUUGAGUCAACUAAAAGAAAAUUGUCCAACAAAAUUUUUGUGUACAUUUAAUAAACUUCAAGGAUUCAAAGCCAAAUACUUUAUUAUGUUAACUAAAGUAACAUUUUUAAAUCCGAAUUAUUGUGAACUUAUAAAUACAUUAUAAUCGAGAGUAUUUUUAAAUAUGAAAUUUAACUUAAAGUUCUGAUAUCAAAAGGAUUUAAUGACAUCGGAUUUAAUGUUAUAAACAUUGUUUGUACAAUUUAUUUUUCUAAAUUAAAAGAUUGAAAAAACUUAUGAAAUGUUUUCCGCCGGAAUCGCCCAUUUUAUAUACAUAAAUAAUUAUACACAUUAUAUUAAUCAUCAUUAGUAAUUAUUAUUUACUAACUAUAUAUUUAUAUAUUUAAACAAAAAAAAAAAUAAAUAAAAAAUACAAAAAAACAUAAUAAAACAGAAAAAUUAUAUAUGAUAUAUAAAUGUUCAUAUAUAUCAUAAUUUAAUUGAAAUUAUAAAAUAAAAUUGGUGAUAUUUUUUAAAUUAGUGAUUAUAAAAUAAAACAAGAAUUUAUUUAAUUGAUUAUUUAAUUAAUUAAAUAUUUAAUAAUUUUAUAAUUUUUUUUUUACUUCAACUAUUUGUUAUUAAAACAUGCAAUCAAAUACUUAUAUUUUAUUUUUAGUUUAUUCAAUUUUUUAUAUGUUUAUAAUAUUUUAGAAGUUUUCAAAUUAAAAUUUGAUUCAAAAAAUUUUGUUGGAAAUUUGAAUAUGAUUAUUUAUACAUUAAUAUAAAUAUACAUAAAGUAAUUAUUAAAAUCCGUAUAUUUCUUGUAAGUUUGUUUUUUUUUUUGAUCACAUAAGUAUGUACUAGUAAUUGGGCAUUUACAUUAAUACAUGAGCAGUAUAAAAGAUUUUCUAAAACUUUUGUAAGGCUUCCCAUGAAUGUUUUUGAUAAAUUCUCAAAUGUAAAAUAGAAAACAUAAAUAACAUCAGAUGAAUUGAAUAAAAAAAAAAUAACAAGUGUGUUUCUAAAAAAUAAAUGAAAAAAUUUCAAUUAUACACGAAAAAUUUAAUGUAAUAUUUAUACAUUUACCAUUAUAUAUUCUUAAAAUUGAAUAUUUAUGUAGCUUAUAUUUUAUUUAUGAUGUGUAAAUAAUUAUGUUCUAAGUAAUAUACAGUAUAAAUAAUCAUAUUCUUAUAAUUUGAAUUAAAAAAAAUACGAAAAUUAGAUUAUUAUUAGAGGAAAUAAUCAACAAAAAAGCUAAUAAUUAACAAGAAAAGUUUAAAUUUUUAAAAUAUUUAUAAACUUAUAAAAUGAAAAUUAACAAAACAAAAACUAGUUUAAAUAUUUAACUUAUUUUAAUUAUUACAAUUUUAAAAUUUUGUAAUAAUAAUUAAUAAAAAACCAACAAAAUUUUAAAAGAAAAAACACACAAACAAAGAGCAAAAAAAAAAUUCAAGGACACUAAAAAAAUCUGUAUUAAAAAAAAUUUACAAAAAAAAAAAAUCAAAUAAUAUAAUUAUAAAAUUGAUGAAUGAAAAUUAUAAAUAAAAAUAGAAAUUAGAGAAGGAAAGAAACAUAACAUUAAUAAAAUAUUUUAUUCUUAAGGGCAACAAAAAAAAAAACAAAAGAAUGAUAAACUAACACUAAGAAUUAAUAUAAGGAUAUUUUGUUUAUUAAAAUAUCCUUUCAAAAAUAUUAAAAAUCAGAAUUAUUAAUAAAUUAUUACACAUAGUAGUUAUUAUGAUUAUUAUGAAAAAAUAAAAAUUAAGUGUUUUUAUUUAUUUAAAAACAAAUUAUAUUUAUACAUGUAUGCAUAAAUGUAUUUUGCAUAUAUUUUAAAAUUUUGACAGAAAAGAAAAACAUUUUGAAAACAUUUAAUAUUCAAAGAAAAAAAACAAAGAAAAAAAAAGUAAUUAAUAUUGGAAAUUUGCAGUUUUUAAAGAAAAAUUUGUGAAAAUGAAAUUUUGUUUUUUUUAUUAUUUCUGAUUUUCUGGUUUUUUUUUUGUUGUUGUAUUUUUUCCGCGGUUUUAAACAUUUUCCUAACAUAUUUUGUAUGUAAAUUUUUAUAUAUUUAUUUGUACAAAAAAUGGCAUUACAAAUUUGUAGAAAAAUUUUAUUUAUUUUAAUAUUUUUUUAGUAUUUCUUAUUAAUUUGUAAUUUAAUAGUAAAAAUAAACUAUGCUGUUUAUGUUUUAAAAAAUAAAAAUAACUCAGAACUAUGUACGAGUAUAAUCCUGGUAAUGUAGUUAUUAAUAAGUGCGAAUCAAGAAUUUGGGAAAUUUUUAAGUAGCUUAAUUUUUUCUGUAAAAAAUUCAAAAUUCCCUCAAUACUAAGCUAUAAAUAUUUAAAACAAAGUAAAAAUUUCGAUU
Messenger RNA from Condylostylus longicornis, 8112 nucleotides. RefSeq names its product neurogenic protein mastermind (gene mam). The record is from RefSeq and is a predicted model, not a curated record. Lineage: Eukaryota; Metazoa; Arthropoda; Insecta; Diptera; Dolichopodidae. The transcript has 6 exons. The coding region runs from base 946 to 5535 and encodes 1529 amino acids.